UUUAUCAUUUCCUUCUUAGGCUGGUACGUGGUCUGGCAUCUUUUCUUAUCCAAGUUCAAGUUCCUCCGAGAACUUGUCUGUGAUAGUGCCUCCCUACAAGGAGAAAACGAAUCAUCUGAGUCAGCUGCAGAGUCAGAAUCCCCACUGACUCCACAGAAGACAAGAGCAAAAUCUGCACGACAGAGGAGAGCUCCAGCUGAAGAGGCCACCUAA
Staurois parvus is the source of this 213-nucleotide messenger RNA. Lineage: Eukaryota; Metazoa; Chordata; Amphibia; Anura; Ranidae. The record is from the annotation of a GenBank genome assembly.